AUGAGUGUGACGAAGGAGCAGAUGCUGUACAGAAUAUCAGGAAGAAUGACAGAGGAUGUACUGACGGCUUGCAAGUUUGCUCAGUUGCCGGAAGCUGGUGCUGGUGGUGGUGCUGUUGCUGGUGGUGGUGCUGGUGCUGGUGGUGCUGAUGGUGCUGGUGUUGGUGCUGGUGGUGCUUGUGCUGGCGCUGGUGGUGGUGGUGGAUGUGGUUGUGGUGGUGCUGCUGCUGCUUGUAGCCCUUUCCCAAAGGCUCUCGAUACGGGUAAUGGAGGCACUAUUGCCGAUGACGGAAAUUGUGGUGCCCUGGCACGAAAGCCUUUCGUAGCCGGCGCAGCCGCAGCCCUGGAGUAG
Molecule: messenger RNA, 351 nt
Organism: Sycon ciliatum
Lineage: Eukaryota; Metazoa; Porifera; Calcarea; Leucosolenida; Sycettidae
Exons: 3
Coding region: 1-351 (116 amino acids)
Source: RefSeq, a predicted model, not a curated record